Molecule: messenger RNA, 774 nt
Organism: Chlorella variabilis
Lineage: Eukaryota; Viridiplantae; Chlorophyta; Trebouxiophyceae; Chlorellales; Chlorellaceae
Exons: 7
Coding region: 1-774 (257 amino acids)
Molecular function (GO): sphingosine-1-phosphate phosphatase activity
Source: RefSeq, a predicted model, not a curated record
AUGCCGGCCCCGCAGCAGCGCCAGCGUGGCCAGCACCCUGUGUUAGAGACCGUCAACGAUGCCACCAAGUGGGCUGUCAGCGCAGUCGCCUUUGGCACGCUGCUGUGGCGGCGCGACAUGCUGGCGGCAUGGUGCGUGCUGGGCUCGGUGGUGGCGGCAGUCAAUUGCCGGGUUUUGAAGUAUCUGCUCAACCAGGCUCGGCCCUCAGAGCGCAAGGCCGACCCUGGAAUGCCCUCGGCACACGGCAACAGCCUGGGAUUUCUGGCCACCUUUGUGUCUCUGGCGGCUUCAGUGUCCGCAGAGAGCGGCACUCCUGCAGGGCUGGCGCUGGUGCUGGGUGUGCCAACCCUGGGCAUCUUUCUGGCCUGGCUGCGUGUGGCUCUGGGGUACCACACCGUCGCGCAGGUGAUUGCGGGCUGGCUGGUGGGCGGCGGCAGCGCCGCGCUGUGGCACGGCUGGGGCCACCGCACCGUGCUGCCUCACGUGCAGCAGCACGCCAGCCUGCAGAGGCAGCUGUAUGCGUCCACAGCAAUGGCAGUCGCCUUCUUCAUUCUUCAGAAUGUGCGGCGGUGGGUUCGAGAGGCGCGGCAACAGCGGCGGCAGCACCUGGCGGGCGGCGUGGCGCCCAAGGAGGAAUUCAAGCCCAAGAGCAACAGCAAGGCUGUUAUGAACGCGCCCAAGGGAGGCAAGGCCAAGAAGGAGAAGCAGGCCGAGGCAAAGGCCAAGAAGCUCGAGAAGAAGGGGCUCGCGCCUACCAACCUCACCAAGAAGUGA